AUGACUACUGCUGAUGUAUCCUCAAAAAGACAUGUGUUAAUGAUUGAUAAUUAUGAUUCAUUUACUUGGAAUUUAUAUCAAUAUUUACAUCAAUCUCCUAAAUGUGGUAAAGUAGACGUUUAUAGAAAUGAUAAAAUCACCAUUUCUCAAAUUGAAAAUGAAAUUAAGCCAGAUAUAAUUUUUAUUUCUCCAGGUCCAGGACACCCUUUGACUGAUUCUGGUGUUUCAAGAGAAGUAAUUAAGUAUUUCCUGGGUAAAAUCCCUAUUUUUGGUGUUUGUAUGGGACAAGAAUGUAUAUUUGAUGUAUUUGGAGGUGAUGUCUCAUAUGCUGGGGAAAUUGUUCAUGGGAAAACAACUACUAUAAAGCAUGAUGGUAAAGGUAUGUUUGAAGAUGUACCACAAUCAGUUGCUGUAACUAGAUAUCAUUCAUUAGCUGGUAGUUCUAAAUCGUUACCUGAUGUAUUAGAAGUUACUGCCGUUACGGAAACUCAACCAGAAGUGAUUAUGGGAGUUAGACAUAAAAAAUAUACCAUUGAAGGAGUUCAAUUUCAUCCUGAAUCAAUUUUAACUGAAAGUGGACAAUUAAUGAUUGAUAAUUUAUUAGGAGUUUAUGGUGGUACUUGGGAAGAAAAUGAUGCAUUUAAAACCGGUAAAAUGAUUAACAAAACUGGAGGCGGUAAUAUAUUACAAAAAAUUUACAAACAAAGGAAAAUAGAUUAUGAAUCAAUUGAAAAAUUACCAGGUAAAUCAUUUGAAAAUUUACAAAUUGAAUUUGAUUUAGAUCUUGCACCACCAUUAAUAAAUUUCUAUGAUCGUCUUAAAUAUACUCAAUCUAGUUUGAAAGAAACCAUUAUAUUAUCAGAAUUCAAACGUGCAAGUCCUUCUAAGGGGGAUAUUAAUAUAAAUGCUCAUCCAGCUAAUCAAGCAUUGACAUAUGCUAUUAAUGGUUGUUCCACCAUUUCUGUUUUAACUGAACCUCAUUGGUUUAAAGGAUCCUUAGAUGAUUUAACUUUGAUCCGUAAAGUGAUUGACAAACCUACCACAAACGAUUAUAAACGUCCAGCGGUAUUGAGAAAAGAAUUUAUUUUUAAUAAGUAUCAAAUUUUAGAAAGUAGAUUAGCUGGUGCUGAUACAGUUUUGUUAAUUGUUAAAAUGUUGAAUGAUGACACGUUGUUACAUGAACUAUAUCAAUAUUCUUUGGAUUUGGGGAUGGUUCCAUUGGUAGAAGUUAAUAAUAGUGAUGAAUUAUCUCAAUCUUUGAAAUUGACUUAUAAGGGUUCAACUGAAGAACCAUUAAUUAUUGGAGUUAAUAAUCGUAACUUGACUACUUUUGAUGUUGAUUUGAAUACCACAAGUAAUUUAGUAAAGCAAGCUAAAACUAGUGAUAGAAAAGGUGACGUGUUGGUUCUUGCAUUAUCCGGGAUAAGUUCAGUGGAUGAUGUAAAGAAGUACCAGUAUGAAGAUAAUGUAGAUGGUUUUUUGAUUGGAGAGAGUUUAAUGAGAGCUGAAGAAAAGGGUGAAGCAGGUAAGUUUUUGCAUGAUUUAUGUACUUGCUAA
Molecule: messenger RNA, 1557 nt
Organism: Candida dubliniensis CD36
Lineage: Eukaryota; Fungi; Ascomycota; Pichiomycetes; Serinales; Debaryomycetaceae
Gene: TRP3
Product: bifunctional anthranilate synthase/indole-3-glycerol-phosphate synthase
Exons: 1
Coding region: 1-1557 (518 amino acids)
Biological process (GO): L-tryptophan biosynthetic process
Cellular component (GO): cytosol
Molecular function (GO): indole-3-glycerol-phosphate synthase activity
Source: RefSeq, a predicted model, not a curated record